CCGUUCCCUCUCCGCGCUCCCCCCACGGCUUUUCCCAGCCUCAAGCCAACACCAACUUGGGAAAGGGGGAAAAAAAAAAAAAAAAAAAAAAAAAAAAAAGUCGCAACAAUGCUGUUUACCCACUUCCUCCAAAAGGCGUGUGUGACCUGUUGCUGGAAGGGGAGCUACAAAGGCUUCCCAGUGGCUGCCUGGGCCGCCUCUGGGCCCGCCCCCCCCCGCCGAGCCGUCCCGGCGGCUCCGAGCCCCCGCCCCGUUUCAUGCAAAACCAGGGGUAGAGACUUGUCCUCAGUGGCGGAGCCGCCGAGCGCUGAUUGGCCGGGGCGAACACAUUUAUUCCCUGACAAGCCCCCAUCACAUGGAUGGUUGUCUAUUAACUUGUUCAAAAAAGUAUCAGGAGUUGUCAAGGCAGAGAGAGAGAGUGUGUGUGUUUGCAAAAGGGGGUAAAGUAGUUUGCUGGCUCUUUAAGACUGAGGUGGAGAGAGAGAGAGAGAGAGAGAGAGAGAGGCAGGCAGAGAAAAGGGAAAAAGGAGGAAGAAGAAGUUUUUUAAAAGCAAGGCUCCGGCGGUAAUAAUAGCAGUUAUUAGCAUUAUUAAUCCAUCAGCGAAGAGGAAGAUUCUGAUCGUGAUCCAAGUGUGGUUUUGGGGAGUCCCCCUCCCCCCUUUCAUACCCCUCCCUAGGAAAAAAAAAAAAAAAAGUCCGGCUUGGGACUUUGCUGCCGCUGCUCCUCGCUUCUCUGCUCAAGGCUGGUUCCAGGCAAAAGUAGUUUGAAUGUACAACAUGAUGGAAACCGAGCUGAAACCUCCCGCCCCCCAGCAAACUUCGGGGGGAGGCACAGGCAACUCCAACUCGGCCGCCAACAACCAGAAGAACAGCCCGGACCGGGUCAAGCGCCCCAUGAACGCCUUCAUGGUGUGGUCCCGCGGGCAGCGCCGGAAAAUGGCCCAGGAGAACCCGAAGAUGCACAACUCCGAGAUCAGCAAGCGGCUCGGGGCCGAGUGGAAACUUUUAUCCGAGGCGGAGAAGAGACCCUUCAUUGACGAAGCCAAGCGGCUCAGAGCUCUGCACAUGAAGGAGCACCCGGAUUAUAAAUACCGACCCCGGAGGAAAACCAAGACCCUGAUGAAGAAGGAUAAGUACACGUUGCCAGGGGGCUUACUGGCACCGGGCACCAAUACCAUGACGACUGGGGUAGGGGUUGGGGCCACCUUGGGAGCUGGGGUGAACCAGAGGAUGGACAGUUACGCGCACAUGAACGGCUGGACCAACGGAGGCUAUGGGAUGAUGCAAGAGCAGCUCGGCUACCCGCAGCACCCGGGCUUGAACGCGCACAACGCGGCGCAGAUGCAGCCCAUGCACCGCUACGACGUGAGCGCCCUGCAGUACAACUCCAUGACCAGCUCGCAGACUUACAUGAACGGAUCGCCUACCUACAGCAUGUCGUACUCCCAGCAAGGGACCCCGGGCAUGGCCCUGGGCUCCAUGGGCUCGGUGGUCAAGACGGAAUCCAGCUCCAGUCCCCCCGUAGUCACCUCGUCGUCUCAUUCAAGGGCUCCUUGCCAAGCUGGGGACCUUCGGGACAUGAUCAGCAUGUAUCUACCAGGUGCUGAAGUACCAGAACCAGCUGCCCCAAGCAGACUUCAUAUGUCCCAACACUACCAGAGUGCACCUGUUCCUGGCACAGCCAUUAAUGGCACACUCCCUCUAUCACAUAUGUAAGACAAAGGGGCUGGGGGGGCGGAGGGGCGGGGGGGUGGGGGGAGGAAAACUAAACAAAACAAACAAACAAAAAAAACUUUUAUUAGAAAUUCUGGACUUUUUUUUUUUUUUUGGACUAUUUUUGUACAGACAAACCCGGGGGCGGGCCCGGGCGCCAGAACUAAAACCGACGAGGAACUUGUAUAGAGCUUGGAGGGGAAGCAACUACACAAAACUUUUAAAAAGUUCUAGUGAAAACGGUAGGAACUUUGCAGAAAGUUUGCAAAAGUCUUUACCAAUAAUAUUUAGAGCUAGACUCAAAGAGCGAAGAGGAAAAUGUUUUAAUAUUUGCAGGCAACUUUUGUACAGUAUUUAUCAAAAUAAACAUGGCAAUCAGAAUGUCCAUUGGUAAUAUAGAGAGGAAAAAAAAAACAAACUCGAGAAUUUGCCAAUUAUUUUUUAAAAAUAUAGUCUACUUGGAGCAUUGUGGCUUUGGCAGCUGAAUUUAUAGCAGCUGCGAGAGGAGAGGAAAUUAUUUUACAGCAUUUGGACAUUUAAAUUGUUUUAGAAAUUGUACAAAAGGCAAAAACGGUAGGACGAGUACUUGCGAACCAUGGGCUUGGUUUGCUGUAAAAGGGCAAACGUUUAGAUGUAUUAAUUUUUUUUUUUUUUUUUUUUACUUCUUGUUAAAAAACAAAAAUUGCCAUGCAGGUUCACACGCCGUUUGUUAAUUUAUAAUAACUUUUUGUUUCCAGACUUCAUCCUGUUCAAAGAAAAGAAAAAAAAAUACCAACCUGAAAUUACUGUGUUUGAAAUAUUUUCUUAUGGUUUGUAAUAUUUCUGUAAAUUUAUUGUGAUGAUAUUUUAAGUUCUUUUUUUUUUCCUCAUUUUCCGUAGUUGUAUUUUAAAGAUUCGGCUCUGUAUUAUUUGAAAUCAGUCUGCCGACAGUCCAUGUAUAUAUUUGAACUAAUACCAUCCUUAUAACAGGUACAUAUUCAAGUUAAGUUUUUACUCCAUUAUGCACAGUUUGAGAUAAAUAAAUUUUUGACAUAUGGACACUGAA
Molecule: messenger RNA, 2758 nt
Organism: Oxyura jamaicensis (ruddy duck)
Lineage: Eukaryota; Metazoa; Chordata; Aves; Anseriformes; Anatidae
Product: transcription factor SOX-2
Exons: 1
Coding region: 769-1716 (315 amino acids)
Biological process (GO): anatomical structure morphogenesis; cell differentiation; regulation of DNA-templated transcription
Molecular function (GO): DNA-binding transcription factor activity, RNA polymerase II-specific; RNA polymerase II cis-regulatory region sequence-specific DNA binding
Source: RefSeq, a predicted model, not a curated record